Nelumbo nucifera (sacred lotus) is the source of this 2424-nucleotide messenger RNA. RefSeq lists its product as uncharacterized. Gene Ontology annotation, cellular component: membrane. NCBI's taxonomy places the organism in Eukaryota, Viridiplantae, Streptophyta, Magnoliopsida, Proteales, Nelumbonaceae. The record is from RefSeq and is a predicted model, not a curated record.
GAGUGCUAAUAGCUUUAUUGGAGGAAAAGGAAGGCGAUCGAUCAUGGCCACCUCGAGCUUCAUAGUUCCUGAACUUCUAAAACAGUCAAUGGAGAACUACGAAACUUGGAGCCUUUAUAUGGAAAGAUACAUGAGAGGGAAGAAGCUUUGGGAUAUUGUGGAAAACGAAAUGUCAGGCGUUGACAAUAUAGCCCAAGUGAAGGAUAAUGCCAAAGCUCUACAUGCAAUUCUAAUUUCGUCAACACCAGAAGUUGUCUCCGAAAUUAAAACGUUACAGACAGCAAGGGAAGCAUGGUUGGAGUUGAAGGAAAGGCACGAAGAUAAAUAUAAACAAUAUAGGAUUUUGCUCAAUACCUACCAUCCUACAGGUGGCAAAUUUGAUGACGAGAGCAUAGGUAAAAAUCAAGAGCUAUACAAUGCGGCAUUACAAGGUGACUGGACAACGGCCCAGAAGACAUUGACUGCUGAUGAAUCGAAAUUAUAUGCUAAGCUUGAUCAUUUCGAGCGCAAUGUUCAUCUGGUUGCAGCUGCCGGUGGGAACACCCAAUUCCUGAAGCAACUAUUUGACAAAUAUGGAGAUCAGUGGGUACAUACGGUUCUUAGUCAAGCUGCUUGGAUGGGCAAACUAGAUAUUGCAAAGUUGGCGCUGGAGAAGAAUUCCCUAUUGUUAUCACUUACACAGGAAUCGCUUAUCCUUGCUGCACUCAGUGAUCAAAAGAAUGUGGUUUCGUAUCUCUACUCCCAAACACAUAUACAAAAAUUAAGUCAAACAUUUACUUGCACUCUUCUGGAGUCUUUGAUCCAAGCUGAUAACUUCGAUAUAGCUCUCAAGCUAACAAGGGACCACCCCAUGUUUAAAGAGGAAUUUAUCACAUCAUCUGCAAACUUGUUGAAGGAUGCCUUAAAAAUCUUGGCUGGAAGACUUCAUUCAUUUGAAAGUAGCAGCAAUAGUUGUCUUGGAUUUUGGCAAAGGCUACUGUACUCCUUAUGUUCAACAGGAUUUAAUGUCCAAGCAGAUGGGUCAAGCUUGCAGCAGGGAUUCUUUCAAGUCAAUUCCAGCAAAGUGGUCUACGGUAUAAAACAACUAUUUUGGUACAUCCUCCACAAACUAGUGCCCAAUGCCAAGAAGUUGCAUGAUAAGAAGCUGAUGCAUCAACAAGCACAUGAAUUGACCCAACAACUCUUCUGUUGCUUUCUAAAGUCGAAAGAUUUCUACCAGACCUGGGAAAUACUUGGAUCAUCACUUAUCGAGGCUGCAAAGUUUGGAAUUCUAGAGUUCUUUACCAUGGCUCAUAAAUAUCGUCCUCUUAUCUUAUUUUAUAGAGAUUAUAAUUUGAACAGUUCUUACCAUGUUGCAAUUCAAAAUCGGCAAGAAAAGAUAUUCAAAUUCUUAACCAAUUUGCCUUUUUGGAAUUCGGAAGGAUUUUUAAAGGAGGGAAGUGUAGACAAUUCUUUGCUUUUGGCCGGAAAAAUAGCACCAGCUCAUCGACUGAAAUCUAUUCCCGGAGCGGCUCUCCAGAUGCAGAGAGAAGUUCAGUGGUUUAAGACAGUGGAGCAGAGGAUGCCCCCACUUCAUAAGGGACACAAAAAUUCAGAAGGAAUGACGGCAUAUGAAUUAUUUAGCAGGGAACACAGAGAGUUAGUUGCAGAAGGAGAGAAAUGGUUGAAGGACACAGCAACGUCAUGCACACUUGUGGCUACACUUAUAAUCACAAUAACGUUUGCUGCAUUGUUUACGGUGCCAGGUGGCAAUAAAGACGAUUUGGGCACCCCAAUUUUCCUCAGAGAAGUGGCCUUCAUAGCAUUUGUGGUAUCAGAUGCAUUAGCGUUGUUCUCUUCCACAACCUCAGUCCUGAUGUUCGUUGCCAUCCUCACUUCUCGGUAUACAGAAGAGGCCUUCAUGUCUUCAUUGCCUAAAAAGUUGAUAAUUGGACUUUCCAUGCUUUUCCUCUCCCUAGCUGCCAUGAUGACAGCCUUCAGCUCUACCGUUUUUAUCAUGCUUGACGGUCAUUUCCGGUGGAUCUCCAUUCUAUUGACUCUGUUUGCUUCAGUUCCGGUGACUUUGUUUACGUUAUCCCAGCUGCCACUCUUCAUCGACAUAGUGCACUCCACAUAUUUUUUCAGUAUCCUCGAUUAAUAAUAUCGAUCGAUCUAUACUAGAUAAGUAAGUUAAUUCGAUGCAUAGUACACAGUUAAUCACUUUUAGCUUGAUUUAAGUACGUAAGUGGAUAAGAGUACACUACGUACGGAUGUAUGUGCAUGGUUGCAAUAAAGGCAAUAAGGUCCCAUUAUCGGCCGGUUAAUUUACUCCAGUGAAGGAUCCAUCUUCAACCUCUCGUACCUAUUGGAUGAGUAACAUGCUAAUUAAGUUCUUGGAUCUGUAUUCUGUUGUACUUAAUGUUUAAUUAUUAUUUAAUAAAUUCA